AUGGCACCACGUCAUUCAACGUAUCAAGGAUCUAAUUAUGCACUUUCUUUUGGUGCUAUUAUAACCUCGUUAAUACUCAUUGCUGUACUAUGGAAAGCACGUGCAGGAAUCUUCAAAUUGAUGAUUAAGAAAAUGUUUUCGAUGAAAUAUACUUGGUCCGAAGGUUUGGAACAAACAGCAACAUUAGAUAUAUUCGGGGAAAAGUUUGUAUUGAGAGAUAGAAAACAGUGUUGUUUUGUAGUUCCUCGUGUCUGUCUUUGGCUUAUGAUAGGUGUUGUCAUAGGAGUAACAUUGAUGGUUUUUAUAGAUGGUUUAAUCUUAAAUGUUAUUUAUCUUCCUUCAAAUGAAAAAUGUCCCGAUGAUGGUGAUAUGGAUUGUUAUUCGACUAAACAGUCACGAUAUUUCUAUUGUAAUUCAUCUGAUAUUUUAGUUCCUGAUGCGAUGGGAACUUCCAUUUGCUAUCGAUGGUUUAAACGAGGAAUAUCAACAUUAGAAGUUCUCGAACAAAUUGGAUUGUGUACUGGUCUUUUCGAAGUAUUCAGUUGGGGAGUUGGACUCUACUUACGUUGGCUACUUUUUGCUUAUAAAUUUCCUGAUCCAGCAAAUGGAGCAAAUUAUGCACAUCCCUAUUUGGCAUUGAUUUCCACUAGUGUAUCAUUUGCCAUUCCAAUUGUUAUAUUAGUAGUUCUUACUGUGUAUUAUAUAAGUAUAACAGGAUUGACAAUAGCAGUUAUCAUUGGUUUGUUAUUUAUUGUAAUACCAAUGCAAGUUUUAGUUUGGAGUUGGAGACGAAAUAAAAGAUUAACGAUUAUGACAGAACUCGAAUUUAAUCGAAUGGGUGUUGCGACUGUUGAAAAACAACAAACAACGAUCGAAAUCCAACAGCAGUGA
Molecule: messenger RNA, 891 nt
Organism: Adineta ricciae
Lineage: Eukaryota; Metazoa; Rotifera; Eurotatoria; Adinetida; Adinetidae
Source: the annotation of a GenBank genome assembly